Messenger RNA from Fibroporia radiculosa, 309 nucleotides. RefSeq lists its product as uncharacterized. The coding region runs from base 1 to 309 and encodes 102 amino acids. The record is from RefSeq and is a predicted model, not a curated record. The transcript has 7 exons. NCBI's taxonomy places the organism in Eukaryota, Fungi, Basidiomycota, Agaricomycetes, Polyporales, Fibroporiaceae.
AUGUCCAUAAUCGACCCCACAUUGGGUGCAUUACUGGUGGGGAGCCUCGUGUCCAUCUUCCUUUCUGGAGUGGUGACAAUGCAAACCGUUCUCUAUGCUGCCGUAUACCACCGGGACGCAUUGAGACUAAAGGUCUUGGUAUCACUGGCAUGGUUUCUAGACUUUCUACACACUAUUUUCAUUUGUGUUGCGGAUUGGGACUACCUAAUAGCUGAAUUUGGGGAUGACAAUGCUAAUGAGAGGAUUCGAUGGCCAGUCGCGGCCACGGUGGCACUCACGUCGAUUAUGACCUUCGUUGUUCAGUGGUGA